This is a messenger RNA of Tetrahymena thermophila SB210, 711 nucleotides long. RefSeq lists its product as hypothetical. Lineage: Eukaryota; Ciliophora; Oligohymenophorea; Hymenostomatida; Tetrahymenidae. The record is from RefSeq and is a predicted model, not a curated record. The transcript has 4 exons.
AUGAUUAGCAAAUAUAGAUACUUGCACUGUGCUCGUAAGCUAGUCAAGUAGAGCGUUUAAGCUUUUGGCGGAGGACAUCAUCACCAUGAAUAUGAUUGGAGAGAUGAUCCAAAAGUUAAUAAGGAUAUUGAAGAAGAUAUUAGAGAUAGAGGCUGGCAUCCAGAAACCUACGACUUCCCUUAUACCAAAAAGCAUGAUGAUUGGGUUUUUGAUGUUACUAUGCCCUCUUAAAAUUAUUAAACUGAUUUAACAGUUAAUAUUCACCCUGAAAAUAAAAAGAUGCAUGUCAUGAAAUAAGUCAUGAGACAAUCUUAUUGGGAUGCUGAACACGAUAUGGCUCACGAAUACGACUAUGAAUCUGAAGAUCUUGACUUCUAAUGCGAAUCCUUCAAAUCUUAGCAUUUCAGAAAGAAAGGUCCUAUUUCCUAAUAUUUGAUUCUUGGUCUCCUCCCCAUACUUUACUUUGGUACUGAAUUCUUCUAUAAUCACUAUCCUGAUGAAGAUUACUGGAGAGUUGCUCAUCCUCCACCUCUUGACUAUCCUGAUACUGAUGAUACCGAUGAUACUGAAACUUUCAAGGAUUACAAGAGUUUCACUGGUAGAAGAAUGGUCGAUACUGGUAUUGUUGAUCCCUUAUGGUAUGAUAUUAGAGAAGGAAAGAAGGUUUACUACGACUGGGCUGGUGUUAAUCAACCUAUGGAAGAUAUUUGA